GAUCAUCGCAAGCUUAUUUGCAUCGAUUAUUGAAUACACACCGAGCCACACACACAGCCAUCAUCGCCAUGUUUGAACACAUCGUGUGUUAGUUGAUGAACUAGACUUCAAUUGGUAGACCCACUGUAGGUUUUAGCUUCGUGUACAUUCGGUAAUCUUCGGUUGGCGCGCAGAAUCCACGCGGGGGUUCCGUGCGGACCGUUAGCUUCCGGGUUUGAGUGCCGCGGGCGGGGUUGAGGAGAAGGAGACAGGCUCCAGGACCAGAGAUGUUUCGGUUCGGCAGUCGGGUUUCUGUCCUGCCUCGGAGUCGGUCGGACGUGCGUUACCAGUGCACGGUGCGACUGUUGGACGACACGGAGGUCCAGUGUGAUAUACAGAAAGAUGCCAAAGGCCAGUACCUGAUUGACCAUGUGUGCAGCAGCCUCAACCUGCUGGAAAAGGACUACUUUGGGCUGCGGUUUGUUGAUGCAGAGAAACAAAGGCAUUGGCUGGAUCCAGUCAAGAAUGUAUGCAAGCAGAUGAAAUCAAACCCUCCUUUCCUGCUCUGCUUCCGUGUGAAGUUCUACCCACCAGAGCCAUCCAGACUACAUGAAGAGAUAACCAGAUACGAGUUGUUUUUGCAGUUGAAAAGAGACCUCCUACAUGGCAGGCUUCUAUGUAGCACAGAGGAUGCUGCCCACCUAGGGGCCUACAUCAUCCAAGCUGAGCUUGGAGACUAUGAUCAGGAUGAUCACCCACAUGGCUACGUGUCAGAGUUCAAGUUGUUUGCCAAGCAGUCAGCCAAACUGGAGCAGAAGGUGACAGAGCUCCACAGAGAGCAUACCAGGGGCCAAGCACCAGCAGAAGCAGAGCUGAACUUUCUCAGGAAAGUGAAGGAACUGGAGACAUAUGGACUGGAUCCCCAUCCAGUAAAGGAUGUUCUUGGAAGCCAAAUGUAUCUGGGGUUCACACAUCAAGGAGUGGUCAUUUUUCAAGGCAACAAGAAGACACACUUCUUUAAGUGGAGAGAUGUUCAGAAGUUCACCUAUGACAGCAAGUCAUUCCAUAUCUACAUUGUUGCUAAUGAGAAGAAGCAGAUCUAUGACUUCCGUUGUACCACUCCAGCAGCUGUAAAACACCUCUGGAAAUGUGCCGUGGAAAAUCAGGCAUUCUUCAGUUUCGAGAAGUCUAGUGACGUGACACUCCAGCGGUCAGGCCUGGCUCGUCUGGGCUUUCUCCGAGGGAGUCGCUUCAGAUUCAGUGGUCGGACUGAGAAGGAGGUGAGCGCAGAGAGUGGGAAAAUCAGCCGACAGGAGCCGCAGGUGGUCAGGUCUCCAACCAAGCCGGAGCUGGUAGCAAAGAAGAAGAAGGCAGGGGAGGAGGAGGAGGGAGAAGCACCUGAGAGCUCACCUCUUAACGAGACAUUCCAUGAUGCUCUAAAAGAACUCCAGCCUAUUGGGACAUCAACACCCAUCAAGUCACUACAGCUCAAUGCCAACUCAUUGACCACAACGAAUAAGGACUUGUCGCCCUCCCCUGUUGCAUACAGUCCUUGUGUGAGUGAGCCUACUACCCCAGAAGAAACAAGUGAUAUUCAAAACCAGCUGGCCAAAGAGAGUUUGCCCAAUGGCCACCAUAGUAGCAACUGUGGUGGCACGGUCACCGGGGUCAUCGGCAUGGGCUCACCUUCAAGGGCAACAGAAGCGACAGCAUGUGAGGUAUCCGGCAAGUCCCAAGGACCUGAAGACCUACAGCCAGCAUGCACGCUGCGGCCAUCGGCGGCUGCAGCCGUCUGGAAAGCCGUGCUGUCGGCUGUGGUGUUCUUCACACUACUGCUGGCAGCACUGCUCCUGCUCGUCCUUGAAGCGCCUUUCCAUCACUCGGCAAUCUCCCAGAUCCGCUCGACUCCCGAGUUCCAC
This is a messenger RNA of Branchiostoma floridae (Florida lancelet), 1898 nucleotides long. Its product is annotated as FERM domain-containing protein 5-like. Gene Ontology annotation, molecular function: cytoskeletal protein binding. Lineage: Eukaryota; Metazoa; Chordata; Leptocardii; Amphioxiformes; Branchiostomatidae. The record is from RefSeq and is a predicted model, not a curated record. Gene Ontology annotation, cellular component: cytoskeleton. The annotation marks the transcript as partial. The transcript has 15 exons.